UCUUUGCACUUUUAGCUUACUCAUCAUCUUCUUUUUCCAUAUACACCCACCAAUUUCUAUCUCCUACCUCCAUAACCCCAAAACAGAGUAAUGAAUAAUUAAAUAAAACAGAGCAAAAGCCUGAAAAUAGAGCUCAAAACAGGGGAAAAACACAGAGCAAAAGCAGCAAAAAAACAGAGAGAAAUUCUGGAAGGCUCCUUGCUUUGGGGUUUCUCGUUGUAAUUUCCUUCUUCUUUUUUUGUAUAUAUAUAACUCCUAUUUCGAUAUUAGAGCUAGUAACCGAUCUUGUCAUCUUUUUUUCCCCCUCAAGCUAUUGAAGGGCACGAAGAAAUAGCAGAGUCCGGGAUCAUCUGAGAAGCUACUUGCCCCACUUGAUGUAUAGUUUGCUUAGAAGCCUGUAAAUUUUGGAGAAAAGUUCUAGUGUUUGGUUAGGACUAGUGUGAUUGGGAAGAUGGGUUACAUUUGUGAUUUCUGUGGUGAUCAACCUUCGCUGGUAUAUUGCCGGUCUGAUGCUGCUUGUUUAUGUUUGUCAUGUGAUCGAAAUGUCCAUUCUGCUAAUGCUCUGUCAAAACGCCAUUCGAGAACAUUGUUAUGUGAAAGAUGCAAUUCACAGCCUGCUUUUGUUAGAUGUGCUGAAGAAAAGGUUUCCCUCUGUCAAAACUGUGAUUGGAUGGGUCAUGAUGCCUCUACCUCGAAUUCAACACAUAAGAGGCAAACAAUUAAUAGUUAUUCUGGUUGCCCAUCAUCUGGGGAACUUUCUUCCAUAUGGUCAUUUUUUUCACAAUCAGAUUCUGCAGGCGAAUCUGCUUGUGAGCAGGAAUUAGGUUUGAUGAGCAUCUCUGAGAACAUAGAGAGUACUUCCUGGGACCCUACAGUAAACACCAUUAGCCACAACAGUGCUGGUGUUGCUGAGGUUAAUGGUGACUGCAAUGUGGAUAAGGGAAGUGGCUGGACCAGAACUUCGAUUCCUGAACACAGACCUGCACCACAGCUUCUGGAUCAGCCAGCCGGAUCAACAGAUACAUCACUGCCCAAGUUUUGUCCUCAAACAAAGUAUCCUGGACUUUCUGAAGAUGACCUGUAUGAUGACUUCAACAUAGAUGAAGUUGAUUUGAACCUUGAAAACUAUGAAGAACUCUUUGGGGUAACUCUUAAUCAUUCAGAAGAACUUUUAGAGAACGGUGGGAUUGAUAGUUUAUUUGGGACAAAAGACAUGUCUGCUGCUGAUUCCACCUGUCAGGGUGCAGUGGCUGCUGAGGGCUCAUCCAUUGGACUGGUCAAUGCAAUCCAGCCAGCAUGCAGCAAUGCGGCAUCAGCUGAUUCUGUGAUGAGCAAUAAAACUGAUUCAAUUCUGUAUUUUACGACAAAGCAUGCACAUUCAAGCCUCUCGUUUUCUGGCCUUACUGGAGAGAGUAGCGCUGGUGAUUAUCAAGAUUGUGGGGCUUCAUCAAUGCUCCUCAUGGGAGAGCCUCCCUGGUGUCCUCCAUGUACUGAGAGCUCCAUCCCAUCAGCAACUCGAAGCGAUGCUGUCAUGCGUUACAAGGAAAAGAAGAAGACACGGAAGAGCUUGCUUGAUUGCGGUGCUCGCUAGCAAGGAAAGGUUUGAAAAGCGAGUGAGAUAUGCCUCUCGCAAAGCAAGGGCUGAUGUGAGAAAGCGAGUGAAGGGACGCUUUGUCAAAGCCGGUGAUGCCUAUGAUUAUGAUCCGUUGAACCAAACUAGAAGCUGCUGAGAGUACAAAUUUUUUUAACCGUGCUUACAAAAAGGAAAGAAACACAUGAAUGUUAGUUUGAAGAAUUUAUUAUUCUUUGUCUAAUAAUGGAGAAAUUGAUGCUUGUACUUUUUUCUUUUCUGAACUAGUUAAAUGACAGGGUAUAUGUAUAUAUGGUUGUAUCUCAGGGCCCCAGGUUUUAUCAGGUGAUGUUGGAUACAGAACUGCCUUGAAUGAAUUUCCAAGGCUCCGGUAAUGGAAAGAUUCUUGUAUCAGGACAUCAUUCGCCGAGAUCUGCCUUUGCCACCACCCAAGCCACUGCUUUCAACCUCAUCAGUUCGUCAACCCAUCCGUAUUCAUUCUUGGUGUUAGCGCUUCUAUAAAAGCUGCUGCUGUCACCGCCACCACUGCGCCUUGGAAUGUCUCAGUUAUAGGCAAGAAAGCAUGCAGCUGUAGUUUUGCGCCUUUUUUUUCCUUCACUUCUGAUGGACAUGUAUGUAUAGCAUAGGUAUUCUAUUUCUAAGUUCAGUUUAGUAUUUUAAUUGUUUGCCAAAAGUAAAUAAUUGUGCCUGCUGGGUCAGACAAGGGAUAUACACUUGUAGUUCUCUUUUGUGGUUGGAUUUGUACAGCACUGGAUUUGAUCA
Messenger RNA from Gossypium raimondii (Peruvian cotton), 2353 nucleotides. Its product is annotated as zinc finger protein CONSTANS-LIKE 9. The transcript is spliced from 6 exons. The record is from RefSeq and is a predicted model, not a curated record. Bases 452 to 1591 code for a protein of 379 amino acids. Gene Ontology annotation, molecular function: protein binding; zinc ion binding. NCBI's taxonomy places the organism in Eukaryota, Viridiplantae, Streptophyta, Magnoliopsida, Malvales, Malvaceae.